Messenger RNA from Telopea speciosissima, 2740 nucleotides. RefSeq names its product potassium transporter 2-like. The transcript has 9 exons. Gene Ontology annotation, molecular function: potassium ion transmembrane transporter activity. Bases 122 to 2515 code for a protein of 797 amino acids. Gene Ontology annotation, biological process: potassium ion transmembrane transport. The record is from RefSeq and is a predicted model, not a curated record. Gene Ontology annotation, cellular component: plasma membrane. NCBI's taxonomy places the organism in Eukaryota, Viridiplantae, Streptophyta, Magnoliopsida, Proteales, Proteaceae.
UUACAUUAGUUCUAUUUCUAGAGUUGCAUUGUUUCUCUUCACAAAGCUUGGAUAUUUCAGUGCAGAUCUGCUAGUAGCUAGGGAUAGAACGGAAUCCACUGUAGAUCAGCUCUUUUAAAAGAUGGUUCAAGAUAAUGGGAAGUGCUGGAGUACUUCGAAGAAGGAUUCUUGGAAGGGGAUGUUGCUGUUAGCUUAUCAGAGUCUUGGUGUGGUCUAUGGGGACUUGAGUAUCUCCCCUCUGUAUGUUUACAAGAGUACAUUUGCAGAAGACAUUCAACAUUCAGACACAAAUGAAGAGAUUUUUGGAGUUCUUUCUUUUAUCUUCUGGACCUUAACUCUUGUUCCUCUGUUCAAGUAUGUAUUUGUGGUUCUUCGAGCUGAUGACAAUGGAGAAGGUGGCACUUUUGCUCUGUAUUCUUUGAUAUGUAGGCAUGCCAAAGUAAGCCUUCUGCCCAACAGGCAGGUUGCAGAUGAAGCAGUGUCUACUUACAAACUAGAAUCCCCUCCUGAGACCAAAAAAUACUCAAGGGUCAAAGUUCUGCUUGAGAAGCACAAGUCGUUGCACACUGCUUUGCUAGUCCUAGUUCUGCUUGGUACUUGUAUGGUAAUUGGAGAUGGAGUGCUCACUCCAGUCAUUUCUGUUUUCUCUGCUGUGUCAGGCGUUGAGUUAUCAAUGUCCAAGGAACACCAUCAGUUUGCAGUGGUUCCAAUUACUUGCUUCAUAUUAGUUUGUCUAUUUGCCCUGCAACACUACGGCACACAUCGACUUGGAUUCUUUUUUGCUCCAGUUGUAUUGACUUGGCUACUUUUGAUUAGUACCCUUGGCUUAUACAACAUAAUCCGGUGGAACCCACAUGUUUAUCAAGCUCUUUCCCCAUAUUACAUGUACAAGUUCUUGAAGAAGACAAGGAAAAGUGGCUGGAUGUCUUUGGGUGGAAUUUUAUUGUGCAUAACAGGAUCAGAGGCAAUGUUUGCUGAUCUUGGCCAUUUUACAUACACUGCGAUCCAGAUUGCUUUCACUUUUCUGGUUUAUCCCGCUCUAAUUUUAGCAUACAUGGGUCAAGCUGCUUACUUGUCUAGGCAUCACAAUAUUGACACUAGCUAUCAGAUUGGCUUUUACGUCUCAGUUCCAGAAAGUGUGAGGUGGCCAGUGCUUAUAGUAGCCAUUCUUGCUUCUGUGGUGGGAAGCCAAGCAAUCAUAAGCGGAACAUUCUCUAUCAUCAACCAGAGCCAGUCACUGUGCUGCUUCCCAAGGGUGAAGGUUGUUCACACCUCUGAUAAGAUGCAUGGUCAAAUUUACAUCCCUGAGAUCAACUGGGUUCUCAUGAUCCUCUGCAUUGCUGUCACCAUUGGAUUCAGAGACACAAAACACAUGGGAAAUGCAUCAGGUUUGGCAGUGAUGACAGUGAUGCUAGUUACCACAUGCCUUACUUCUUUGGUGAUUAUACUCUGUUGGCACAAACCCCCUGUUAUUGCUCUUGCAUUCCUACUCUUCUUUGGCACUAUUGAAGCCCUCUACUUCUCAGCUUCCCUUGUGAAGUUCCUUGAGGGGGCCUGGCUCCCUAUCCUGCUGGCCCUAAUCCUUAUGACAAUCAUGUUUAUUUGGCAUUAUGCCACCAUCAAGAAAUAUGAGUUUGAUCUCCAGAACAAGGUCUCCUUAGAGUGGCUCCUAGCCCUGGGUCCCAGCUUGGGUAUUGCUCGAGUCCCCGGCAUCGGCCUAGUAUACACAAACCUCACUUCUGGAAUACCUGCAAAUUUCUCCCGCUUUGUCACCAAUCUCCCUGCCUUCCACCGCAUUCUUGUCUUCGUGUGUGUCAAAUCUGUGACUGUACCUUAUGUGCCCCCAGCAGAGCGUUAUCUUGUGGGUCGUGUGGGUCCUCCAGCUCAUAGGUCCUACAGGUGCAUUGUGCGCUAUGGAUACAGAGAUGUUCACCAGGACAUUGAUUCAUUUGAGUCUGAGCUCAUAGAUAGGUUGGCUGAUUUCAUCCGUUAUGAUGGUAGGCAGACCAAAGCAACUAAUCCAUGUAGAGAAGAUGAUGGAACACAUUCUAGUGACCCAACUGGAGAGUGUAGGUUAACAGUUAUUGGCACAGUAGCAUUCUCAGGCCAACCAGCUUAUGAGAUGGAUGAAAUUGUGAAUCCAGAAAGCAUAUCGAUUGGGCUCCAAACAGUAGAGAGUGUGACAGAAAUCAUAGAGAUGGAGCCCGUUCGUGUUGAGAGAAGGGUAAGGUUUGCUGUUGACGAUGAUUGUGAAACCGAUCUGCACUCUGGGAUGGAUAUGCAAGUGCAGGAGGAGCAGGAAGAACUGGAGGAGUUGUGGGCAGCUAAAGAAGCAGGGGUAGCAUUCAUGCUUGGGCACUCUCAUGUAAAAGCAAAGUAUGGAUCAUCGCUGCUAAAGAGAGCAGCAAUUGACCUGGGAUACAAUUUCCUAAGGAGGAAUUGCCGAGGACCAGAUGUGGCACUCAAGGUGCCACCAGUAUCUCUUCUCGAGGUUGGGAUGGUGUACGUCUUGUGAGCUGCACCUAUAUCUUGCUAGGCUGAUUUUGCAGCUUUUAAAUGAACCACUGUCAUGUAUUCAAGUAGAGAUGGUGAAUGCCUGGCUUCCGAGCACUGUGAGUGCCAACAUGAUUAAAUUUUUACACAAAAUAUAACCCUCUUACUAUUGUUGUAAAUGGUUGAAUACAAGUAUACAACUGCAGAGGACUGUAGAUGUGGAAAAGAGAAGCUUUCUGUUUGCAAA